Molecule: messenger RNA, 2052 nt
Organism: Penicillium coprophilum
Lineage: Eukaryota; Fungi; Ascomycota; Eurotiomycetes; Eurotiales; Aspergillaceae
Exons: 2
Coding region: 1-2052 (683 amino acids)
Source: RefSeq, a predicted model, not a curated record
AUGCCUUCCACGUUCAGAGCCUCGCGCUCAGGGCGACAUCUCGACGGUGCCCCAAACCGUACCCGCACCGGCCAAAUCGAUCACGAUGUCUUUGAGGGAUUGCCAGUGCGUCGCUGGUCCCGACAGCAACACACCUUCUCCCAAGCGCCCAAACCUGAUGACUCGGAAUUCGGGGUUCAAGGCUCAGGUGGAGGACCAACACUACCAGAGCUUCCCAUGCCAAGAGACAGCCAGCUCUUGCCGCCAAUCAGUCGCGCACUACUUCGAGCAGCCCGAGCUGGAUGUAUUCAUAUCCGGCAAGGCAGUCGACCAGCUGACGAUGAGGAGAAAAGCGUGGCAGAUGCGGAAGACUCAGCAUCGGCAUCUCAUAUGGCCGAUCGGAGCUUCACAACUCGCAAAUGGAUGACGCUUCCCAAGCACCUCGAGCCUGCGGAAGUGGAGUUUCUGGCAAAGAGGCGACCUGGUCUUUCAUCCCUUUAUGGCGCCACUGCUGGUACAGAUGGAAGCUCUUCUGGGCCCAUGAGGAGGACGAAGUUUAAGAAAGUCGAUCCCGAAACAGGCAACAUCUCUAUCUACGAGGCGUGGGUGCCUGAGGGUCAUCGAAUCGAAGGCGAGAUUACUGGUGACUUACAGACGAUUGCUGAGCAGAGCCAAGUGCCUGUGAAGCCUGAGGCGCCUGCACCUGGAACAGUUGUCGAGGGAGUUGGCAUUGUCAAUGCUGAAGGUGUUGUUGUUGCAGAGGCUGGAUCAGCAGCUGUAAUGACACCCCCAAAGCGGCGUCCACCUCCACCUAAACGAAAGGGUAAAGGCAUUGGAAAGGGCCGGAAGAAGAAGGUCAUGUUUGCACCUGGCGAAGGAGCUGAUGCCGCGACAGUGCAUGGAGUUGGUGCUGUUACUGGGAAUGGGGAGGAUGCUGUCAAGAGAGAAGGCCAACAAGAUGAUUCACAGAUGUCCAUUGAUCAAGCUGGUCCAGAUGAAGACGAUGAAGAUGGCGAUGAGGGCGAUGAGAGCGACGACGGCGACGAUUCCAUGAUGGAUGCAAAGACUCCUGAUACCCCCCAGCCUCUGUCUGGCACAGAGUUUGUUGAUCAGUCUUCAUUCGAAACUCCUGCCUCGCAAUCAGUUGAUGUCGAGAUGUCAGAUGCCAUUCCUGAAAACCAGCACUCUGCCCCCGAGGUUGCUUCAUCAAGCGAAAAGGAGAAGCAAAACCAGCCGGCCGAGUCAGCGGCACCCCACCCUGAAAAGACCUUAGAGGUUGAUUUCGAUGCUUUGGCUUCCAAUGUUCCUUCAUCGGAGAAGGCUGAUAUUACUGAUUUAAAUGAGAAGCCUGUAAUCUCGGAGUAUGACAAGACUCCCACUUCUGUUGGAACUGCCGCAACGACAAGUGAACCCACCAAGCUUUCAGUUGCAGCUGACGAAGCUCAAAGCUCAGAUGCCAAGGUGCAAGGGAAAAAGGAAGACCUUGCAUCAACGGAAGAACGUGCUCUCGCAAGCCAGCAGGAAAAUCCGACUGUCCUGCCAUCUGCCAGCCCGGAAAAAUUGUCAGAAACCUCAGUAGCACAACCCCCUACCCAAUCGCAAACACUUGGGAAUCCAGCACCCGAACAGACCACAGUAUCGGCCGAUGCCUUGGCAGAGACCCGGGAACCUCAACACAUUCCAAACGAGUCCAUUUCCCGCCCCGACAUGCAAGACAAGCCCGUGACAGCCAUUGGAAGCGAACAAUUAAGCCCCUUUAAUCCUUCUGGCCCCGGUCUACACGCGGAAAAAGCAAAAGUUCUCGACAUGGAAGAUGCCCCGGCACCGGAACAAAGCCAAGCGCUAGAUGACCAGCCUCCUGCAAACCCAAAUUUGCAGGAAGCAUCACAAUUGCCAGAGGAUCCACAGCUCAAGUUCACUCCAGUGGAGUCCACUACAGCUCCCAUCGCAGAUGGAAGGACACAAGCAGUAUCCGAAACAAGUGUCCCUAAUCAAAGUCCCACCACCGAAACAGAGCUGCACGAAGAGUCUCGCUCUAGGGAGGCUAAAGAUGUCAAUGAGGAACUCGAGUAG